AGGCCCCUCGGUGGCGUGCAUGGUUCCAUUUCUUGGAUUGACUUGCUUUUCAGUUCCUUCCAGUUUUUGUCCCACCUUUGUUGGGUAUCUUUCUGUUUUUUGUUUGUUUGUUUGUUUUCUUUUUUAAGGAAAACAACAAUCUCUCUCAUAUUCUUACUUCAAGUUGCCUUAAAGUCUUUGUGCCUCUGUCCUCCACAUCUCAGAGGGCUGGACUCUCUUAAUCUCAGUUUGGUGAGUUCCUGUUACCCUGGUCUUAUUAAACUGUGCUGGUUCCCAGCCUUCUAGGGCUAAAGGCUUCAGAGCUGAAGUCAGAGGCAUUGCAACUUCCAAACCAUGUACCCCGAGCGAAGGAAGACCUUGUGGGCCAGCUUAGGGUGAGGGCUGGGACAGUCCCAGGCCCCUUCCAGAGCCUAGUCAGUGUGACUCUGCCCUGCCGGCCCCUCCGCAGCAGUUCGCAAGAAACCAAAAUUGCUUGCCUGGAUGCUACUACUGGACUUGCCCCUGGAAGGCGCUGGAGAGAGCCGCUGCUUCUCUAUGCUCUGGCAAGCAGCCCUGGCUAGGGCAGGUGAGGCACAGGAGCAUCGAGAGUGACCGGAUAUUGUAGGGAAGGGGCCACUGUGCGCACAGGCAGGAGACCCAAACAAGUCUGCCUUGGUGCGAGUCGGGGGCCCGGAAGGGAGCUCCUGGAUUUCGGUCCCUCCCCUUUUCCCUGCUCUGUCUUGGAGCACUGGGGCCGUCAGACCCUCCUACUGUCUGGUACCUGCCUGGAGAAGAUACUAUCUCUCCUCCACGCCCUCCACCAUGGACAAUGAUCUUAACGACUCCAAGCCAAUGGAGGACUGCAAGAGUCGUCAGUGGCUCGAUUCCGGGGAAAGCCCAGCCAUCAGCUCGGUGAUGUUCUCGGCCGGGGUCCUGGGGAACCUCAUCGCACUGGCACUGUUGGCGCGCCGCUGGCGUGGGGACACCGGGUGUAGCGCCGGCAGCAGGACCUCUAUCUCCUUGUUCCACGUGUUGGUAACGGAACUGGUGUUCACCGACUUGCUGGGGACCUGCCUCAUCAGCCCGGUGGUGCUGGCUUCUUAUUCGAGAAACCAGACCCUGGUGGCCCUGGCUCCCGAAAGCCGCGCGUGUACCUAUUUCGCUUUCACUAUGACCUUCUUUAGUCUGGCCACGAUGCUCAUGCUCUUUGCCAUGGCCCUGGAACGCUACCUCUCCAUCGGACACCCCUACUUCUACAGACGCCACUUAGCGCGCCGCGGGGGUCUGGCGGUGCUGCCUGUCAUCUACGGGGUCUCUUUGCUCUUCUGUUCCCUGCCGCUGCUCAACUAUGGGGAGUACAUCCAGUACUGUCCUGGGACGUGGUGUUUUAUCCGGCACGAGAGGACUGCAUACCUUCAGCUGUACGCCACCAUGCUCCUGCUGCUCAUCGUGGCUGUGCUUGCCUGCAACAUCAGCGUUAUCCUCAACCUCAUUCGCAUGCACCAUCGGAGCAGAAGAAGCCGCUGCGGAUUGUCUAGCAAUAGCCUAAGAGGCCCUGGAUCUCGCAGGAGAGGAGAAAGGACUUCAAUGGCAGAGGAGACGGACCACCUCAUUCUCCUAGCCAUUAUGACCAUCACCUUCGCCAUAUGCUCCUUGCCUUUCACAAUCUUUGCUUAUAUGGAUGAAACCUCUUCCCUAAAGGAAAAGUGGGACCUCCGAGCUCUUCGAUUUUUAUCAGUUAACUCUAUAAUUGAUCCUUGGGUCUUUGCCAUCCUUAGGCCACCGGUCCUGAGGUUAAUGCGCUCAGUCCUCUGUUGUCGGACUUCACUGAGAACACAAGAAGCUCAACUAACUUCCUGUUCUACCCAGUCCACUGCCAGUAAACAGACUGACCUUUGUGGGCAGUUGUGAGGAUGCACUUCACGAGGAAACCUCUGAAGAAGCCUUGAAAUGGCCUCGUUGGAGAAAUGUAAAGGGCUGGGAUAUAAACAAAAUAGCCUUGCUCUGAGAAAGCAGAUGAAGCAGACUUUACGAGGUGGUUUGGGCUGCAGAUGUGACGACAGGGCCCUUUGUGGAAAGUGUCAGAGGAUGGAUAAAGCUCAUAUUAUGUGCCCUUUGAAGGACAAUCAGCUGUGUCUAAGACACAGUUGAUUUAAGCUUUCCUGUUGAAUGACAAAGCUUGUGGUUUUGUAAUUUGUUUUAAAACUCUACAUGGUUACUGUCUCCUGUUUUAAUUUCAAUGCCACUGCCGUUAUAAACAGUCAGACUAAAUGAAACUCAUUCUCUAGGAAGUCAAUUCGUGCAAUCGAUGAAGCAACCAGAGCAGACAAGUUGCUGUCUCAUGAUUGCUUAAUGGAGUCUUUAUUUGGACCAUGAAGCUGAAAGCCAGUGGCCCCUUUCACUGUGUGUGUUCAUGUCACUACUGUGCCACCCUUGAAAGGCACUGAUUUUGGUUAAUGCCAGUUUGGGUCACCCAUCCUUUAAGAGCUCUGUCAUGUUGUCAGAUUAUUUAUUCUGUCUUAUCUAUUGUAAGGAGGCUACUGAAGAAAAUGUCAGAAAUUUGUGUCUCACAAAGAAAUAAUAAAAACUCUAUUUUAAUUAGU
Molecule: messenger RNA, 2582 nt
Organism: Mastomys coucha (southern multimammate mouse)
Lineage: Eukaryota; Metazoa; Chordata; Mammalia; Rodentia; Muridae
Gene: Ptger2
Product: prostaglandin E receptor 2
Exons: 2
Coding region: 802-1890 (362 amino acids)
Biological process (GO): inflammatory response; positive regulation of cytosolic calcium ion concentration; adenylate cyclase-activating G protein-coupled receptor signaling pathway
Cellular component (GO): plasma membrane
Molecular function (GO): prostaglandin E receptor activity
Source: RefSeq, a predicted model, not a curated record